AUGACUGACACUGUGGUGAACCGAUGGAUGUACCCUGGUGAUGGCCCUCUGCAGUCAAAUGACAAAGAACAGCUGCAGGCAGGAUGGUCCGUCCAUCCUGGAGCACAGACUGACAGGCAGAGGAAGCAGGAGGAACUGACAGAUGAAGAGAAGGAGAUUAUCAACCGGGUGAUCGCUCGGGCAGAGAAGAUGGAAGCCAUGGAACAGGAGCGCAUUGGGCGCCUGGUGGACCGUCUGGAGACCAUGAGGAAGAACGUGGCCGGGGACGGUGUGAACCGCUGCAUUCUGUGCGGGGAACAGCUGGGCAUGCUGGGCUCGGCCUGUGUCGUGUGUGAAGACUGUAAGAAGAAUGUCUGCACCAAGUGUGGGGUGGAGACCUCCAACAACCGUUCACAUCCGGUGUGGCUCUGUAAGAUCUGCCUGGAGCAGAGAGAGGUCUGGAAGCGCUCAGGAGCAUGGUUCUUCAAAGGUUUCCCCAAACAGGUCCUUCCACAGCCCAUGCCUAUAAAGAAGACCAAGCCUCAGCAGCCUGCUGGUGAGCCGGCCGCCCAGGAGCAACCUACACCCGAGUCCAGGCAUCCAGCCAGGGCUCCAGCUCGAGGUGACGUAGAGGACAGGAGGGCCCCAGGACAGAAACCAGGCCCUGACGUCACCUCUGCUCCUGGGCGAGGGAGCCAUGCGCCUCCCAUGCGCAGGGCCUCUGAGGCCCGAAUGAGUACAGCCGCCCGGGAUUCUGAGGGCUGGGACCAUGGUCAUGGCGGGGGUGCUGGAGACACCAGCCGGGGCCCAGCAGGUCUGAGGCGAGCUAACUCAGUCCAAGCCUCCCGCCCCGCCCCAGCCCCAAUGCCAAGCCAGGCGUCUCCUCAGCCAGUGCAGCCAGGGCCGCCCGCAGGCAGCAGGGCCGCUCAAGGGCCAGGACGCUUCCCAGAGCAGAGCACAGAGGCUCCUCCGAAUGACCCUGGCUAUCCAGGGGCUGUUGCCCCAGCCCGGGAGGAGAGGACAGGACCUGCUGGGGGCUUCCAGGCAGCGCCCCACACUGCAGUCCCCUAUUCCCAGGCGGCCCCUGCUCGUCAGCCACAGCCUGCAGAGGAGGAGGAGGAGGAAGCCAAUAGCUAUGACUCUGAUGAAGCCACCACACUGGGUGCCCUGGAAUUCAGCCUCCUCUAUGAUCAAGACAACAGUAACCUGCAGUGCACCAUCAUCAGGGCGAAGGGACUGAAGCCCAUGGACUCCAAUGGCUUGGCCGAUCCCUACGUGAAGCUGCAUCUGUUGCCCGGAGCCAGCAAGUCCAACAAGCUUCGUACAAAGACCCUGCGCAACACUCGGAACCCUGUGUGGAAUGAGACACUGCAGUAUCAUGGCAUUACAGAGGAGGACAUGCAAAGGAAGACACUCAGGAUCUCCGUGUGUGACGAGGACAAGUUCGGCCACAAUGAGUUCAUCGGUGAGACCAGGUUCUCGCUCAAGAAGUUGAAGGCUAACCAGAGGAAAAACUUCAACAUCUGCCUGGAGCGGGUGAUCCCGAUGAAACGCGCAGGGACCACUGGGUCCGCCCGGGGCAUGGCUCUUUAUGAGGAGGAGCAGGUGGAGCGGAUCGGAGACAUAGAGGAACGGGGCAAGAUCCUGGUGUCCCUCAUGUACAGCACGCAGCAGGGCGGCCUCAUCGUGGGAAUUAUCCGCUGCGUGCACCUGGCCGCCAUGGACGCCAAUGGCUACUCAGACCCCUUUGUCAAGCUCUGGCUGAAACCGGACAUGGGGAAGAAAGCCAAGCACAAGACUCAGAUUAAAAAGAAGACCCUGAACCCCGAGUUUAACGAGGAGUUCUUCUAUGACAUCAAACACAGCGACCUGGCCAAAAAGUCCCUGGAUAUCUCCGUGUGGGACUACGACAUUGGCAAGUCUAAUGAUUACAUCGGAGGCUGCCAACUGGGGAUCUCGGCCAAAGGCGAGCGCUUGAAACAUUGGUAUGAGUGUCUGAAGAACAAAGACAAGAAGAUUGAACGCUGGCACCAACUGCAGAAUGAGAACCACGUGUCGAGUGAUUAG
Molecule: messenger RNA, 2046 nt
Organism: Apodemus sylvaticus (European woodmouse)
Lineage: Eukaryota; Metazoa; Chordata; Mammalia; Rodentia; Muridae
Gene: Rph3a
Product: rabphilin 3A
Exons: 20
Coding region: 1-2046 (681 amino acids)
Biological process (GO): intracellular protein transport
Cellular component (GO): membrane
Molecular function (GO): small GTPase binding
Source: RefSeq, a predicted model, not a curated record